This is a messenger RNA of Terrapene triunguis (Three-toed box turtle), 2510 nucleotides long. It is a transcript of the gene RIN1, whose product is annotated as Ras and Rab interactor 1. The transcript is spliced from 10 exons. Gene Ontology annotation, cellular component: endocytic vesicle; cytosol. Gene Ontology annotation, molecular function: guanyl-nucleotide exchange factor activity; small GTPase binding. The record is from RefSeq and is a predicted model, not a curated record. Lineage: Eukaryota; Metazoa; Chordata; Testudines; Emydidae. The coding region runs from base 140 to 2278 and encodes 712 amino acids. Gene Ontology annotation, biological process: vesicle-mediated transport.
GCUGGGCUGCCCCACACUCAGCCGCCCCUGGGGGCCCCAGAGGAGUUGGUACCAGGGGAAGGGGGGGCGCUAAGGUUUAACAGCAGCUCCUGUUUCUGGCAGAGGGAGCCUGUCUCCGCAGCCUGGUCACCCAGCCGAGAUGGAGCCCCCGGAGCAGCCAGACGGUCUGAGGCGUGGCCCUGUGUAUGAUGUCCCAGACCCACACGUCUUCCCCCAGCCCAGACCAGCACGGGGGUCUCCGAACAACGUCAGCCUCCUGGAUCGCCUGCUCCUCACCCAGUCUGUCUGGCUGCAGCUGAGCCUCAACUCUGCCACCGCCCUGCACAUCCUGCAGCGUGAGCCCCCCGGGACAUUCCUGGUGCGCCGAUCGAACACACACCGACGCCGGGUGCUCUGCUUGCGCCUCCUAGAUGACUUGGCCCCGGCCUUCGUCGCUAGCUACUGCCUGCAGGAGAGAGCAGCAGGCAUCUCUCUAGAGGGCUCAUCCUGGAGCUUCCCAGACCUGCUGCACCUGGUGGCCUCCUACUGCCAGAGCCGGGAGGUUCUCCCGGUCGCCCUGCGCCUGCCCCAACCCAUCCAGCAGGCGGUGUCGCACAAGGAACUGGAGGCCAUUUCCCACCUGGGGCUCGAGUUCUGGAGCUCUUCUCUCAAUGCCAAGGACCCCCUGGAGUCGCCUGAGCCCCCACUCUGUGAGGAUGCUGCCCCUGCAGCUGGCCAGCUGGGUGCAAUCCCCACGCGGAGCCCAAGGGAGCUGGACUGCGGCCUGGGCAACGGGGCGCUGGGCUUCCUGAACCCCCUGUUCCAGGGCAGGGAUGGGGGCUCACGGCGGGACGACUUCAAGCGCAGCAUUAAAGUGCGGGUGUCCACCGAGACCUCCAGCCCUCUCUCACCACCCCCCAAGCCACCACCCCCCAUCCCUUCCAGCCAGACUGGGAUGCUCCCCACCCCGCACCGAGAGCCGGGCCAGUACACAUCGCUCAGCAUGUCGGGGUAUCGGGUGCCCCAGCGGGCUGGGGAGCCCCUUAAUCCCAAGCCAGCUGGGAGCAGCCUCCCAUCCCUGCAGGAGCUGGACAGCAGGUCCCCCAGUGGCUCAGAGAGCGAGGGGGGUGGGGGUCCGCGGGCCCCCUCACCUCCUGCCCAGCGCCGCCCCCGUGCCCCCCUGCGCUCCAUGAGCGAUGCCGUCCUGGCAGUGCUGGCCCCUGAGAAACAGCUGGCACGGGCCGUGGAGGGGCUGGCGCGGGACCGGAGCACCAGGUUGGGAGCCAGCGUCCAGGAUUUCCUGACCCUAGUGAGGGGUGGCGGGGGGGAGUGGCGGUCCAGCCACGAGCUGCUGAGUCCCGUCCGGACCUUCCUGACCCACACCAAGGCCCAGCUGCUGCCCAGCCCAGCCCUGGAGCUGCCGAGCCCCACGCUGCUGCCUGACCACAGGCUGGACGCUGUGCUGGAACGGGCCCUACAUCGUUGUGUGCUGAAGCCUCUCAGACCAGUGCUGGCAUCCCGGCUGCGCAGGCUACACGUGGCAGAUGGGUCCCUGGGCCAGCUCCAGGAGAACCUGCGGCUGGUGCGGGAGCGGGGCCCUGGUGCCUUCCCGGCACGGGCGACCCUGCCUAGCCCCCAUGACACCCAGCGGGCACGGCGCAAACUGCUGCAGCUUCUGCAUGCGUAUUCGCCCAGCACCCAGGUGACACUGCUGCUGCAGGCCUGCAAGGGUGUCUACCAAGCCAUGGGGGCAGCCCCGGAUGGGAGCUAUGGGGCGGACGAGUUCUUGCCGGUUCUGAGCUUCAUCCUGGCUCAGUGCGACCUGCCCCAGCUGCUCAUGGAGGCUGAGUACAUGAUGGAGCUGAUGGAGCCCAGCCAGCUCCUGGGGGAAGGGGGCUAUUACCUGACCACUCUCCAGGCCAGCCUGGCCCUGCUGGGGCGUUUCCAUGAAGAGGAGCCCAUGGAGCUGCGCCCUGAUGUCCAGAGAGCCCUGAGCUGGCGGCACCAGAGCCCCUCAGGGCGGACCCCUGGCAGCCCAUGCCAGGACCCACGGCCUGAGAAAACCCAGGCCCCCUGUAGUGGGUGCCACUCCACCACACCUGCACUGGGAGCCCAGGGGACGGCGGAGCAGCUACAGAGGCACCCCACAGACAACAGUCUCCCCCUGCACCCUGAGGGCCAGCACCAGCCCCAGGAGCACCCGGCCCAGCACCGCCACCCCGGGGAGAUGGGACCUGGGCCGGGACCCCCACACAGGCUGCUCCGCGAAGCGGCUGUCGACCUGGAUGAACCCCUCUGACCUGGGAUGCCUGGUUCUGUCCCAGCUCUAGGAGGGGAGUGGGGUCUAAUAGGUUAGAGCCGGGGGGCUGGGAGUGAGGUCUCCUGGGUUCUAGUCCAAGCUCUGCUGUGACUGGCUUUAUGACCACGUCCCUCUUGGUGCCUCAGUUUCCCCCUUAUGUAAAACAGGGUGAAUAAGACCUGCAGCAGUGUGGAAGGGAUGUCUGUCCCAGGUAGCUCCUCCCUGUUCCACU